Adelges cooleyi (spruce gall adelgid) is the source of this 2456-nucleotide messenger RNA. RefSeq names its product DNA mismatch repair protein Mlh1 (gene Mlh1). Bases 179 to 2197 code for a protein of 672 amino acids. Gene Ontology annotation, molecular function: ATP-dependent DNA damage sensor activity; mismatched DNA binding; ATP hydrolysis activity. The record is from RefSeq and is a predicted model, not a curated record. Lineage: Eukaryota; Metazoa; Arthropoda; Insecta; Hemiptera; Adelgidae. The transcript is spliced from 14 exons. Gene Ontology annotation, biological process: mismatch repair. Gene Ontology annotation, cellular component: MutLalpha complex.
AACAACGGUAAUAAUUAUUAUCAACAGACGAUUUACCUUAGUCGAAUCUUCUCUGAUAUAGUUACUGGUAUAGGUUACUCGAUAAUUAUUAUUAGCUUGAAAACAAUUACUAUCAAUUCAUAACUUUAAUUGCUAACUUUUGUUUGACUGAUAACUACGGUGUUCAAUUUCAAAAACUAUGGAACAAGUGCCGGUUGUCAGAAAAUUAGCAGAAGACGUAGUCAAUCGAAUAGCGGCCGGCGAAGUUAUUCAGAGACCGGCUAAUGCAUUAAAAGAACUAUUAGAAAACAGUUUGGAUGCCAAGUCGACAAACAUCCAAAUAACUUUGAAAAACGGAGGACUAAAGUUGCUACAGAUACAAGACAACGGUACUGGUAUUAGAACGGAAGACUUGGGCAUCGUUUGCGAACGAUUCACAACUAGUAAACUGCAAGAGUUUGAGGAUUUAAACUCGAUAUCGACUUAUGGCUUUCGCGGCGAAGCACUGGCCAGCAUAAGCCACGUCGCACAUUUAACGAUUACUACAAAAACAAAUGGAUCCCUUUGUGCUUACAAAGCGUCAUAUUUGGAUGGACGAUUAAAAGCACCACCAAAACCGUGUGCCGGAAACGUUGGAACCAUAAUUACCGUCGAGGAUUUGUUCUAUAAUAUCGCAACCAGAAGAAAGUCCAUGAAAAGUUUCAAUGAAGAACAUCAAAAAGUCGUUGAAGUGGUAAGCCGCUACGCAAUACAUAAUCCUACAGUGGGCUUUACUGUGAAAAAACAAGGGGAAACAUUGUCUGAGGUUAAAACAAAUCAAGACUCUAACCACAAAGAUAAUAUAUUGGCUAUUUACGGUUCGACAGUAUCCAGAGCUUUGUUAGAAGUUGAAGAUUAUUGUAAUACGCUCAAGUUAAAAAUCAAAGGUUUUGUAUCAAAUGCCAACUACACGGCUAAGAAACACGUUUUUAUAUUAUUCAUAAAUGAUCGUUUGGUCGAAUCGCAAGGAUUAAAGAAAGCCAUUGACCAGGUUUACAGUGUAUACCUGGGAAAAGGAUCUUACCCUUUUUUAUAUUUAAGUUUGCACUUGGACCCUAUGAACGUGGACGUCAAUGUCCAUCCGACAAAGCAUGAGGUACAUUUCUUGCAUGAGGACAAGGUAAUCGAAAGGGUCGGCGAUGUGAUUCAAGAAAAACUUUCUGGUUCUAAUGCAUCAAGAACUUUUUACACUCAAACUCGGUUACCGACUUAUAACGAUACGUCCAUAGAGAUAAAAUCCAAAGAAAAUAAUGAAAAGACCAAAGACAAGCAAAAUGUUUUUAUCACAUCGCAAAAUGUUUCACAGAAUAAAAUGGUCAGGACAGACAGUACAGAACAAAAAAUUGAUAAAUUUUUAAAUACGAGUUCGUCAUUUGCUUCUGAACCGAAAUCUGAAGAUGAAAUAACGCGCCGCGAAAUCAAGUUGACUAGUGUGUUGACAUUAAGGAAAGAGGUGGAAAAUCAAUCAAGCGAAACUCUACAAAGAAUAUUUCAAAACCACAAAUAUGUCGGAGUGGCGUCACCUACUUGGACGUUAUUUCAAUACGAUACCGAGUUGUAUAUUUGUAACUCUAACAACGUGUUGCAAGAAAUGUUUUAUCAAAUAACGUUGUACGAAUUUGGAAAUUUUGGCGUUAUCAAAUUUUCGAAUCCGUUAUCGUUAUACGAGUUAAUAAAGCUCGGAUUAGAACAACCCGAGUCGGAAUACCAAAGCGGAGAAGAUAAACCAAAAGAAGAUUUGGCGAGAGACGCCACUGAAAUAAUCAUGUCCAGAGCUUUAAUGUUGAACGAUUAUUUUUCUAUUGAAAUCGACGACGAUGAAAAUAUACUGUCACUUCCAUUGUUGUUAGAAGGUUAUCUACCCGAUUUAGAUGGGUUGCCGCUUUAUUUAUUGCGUUUGGCUAGCGAGGUCGAUUGGUCGAAUGAAAAAGAAUGUUUUCGUACAUUCUGCCGCGAAACUGCCAGAUUUUAUGUGAUGCACCCGUGGAAACAACAGAGUUGUGAUACCGACGACAUAUCAGACGUGGCGCCCGAUAACAACUGGACUUGGAAUAUGGAACACAUGUUGUUUCCGUCUUUGCGUAAAUCAUUCCAACCACCAAAACGGUUUCUAGAAGACGGCACGUUGUUACAAAUUGCUAGUUUACCCGAAAUGUAUAAAGUUUUUGAACGAUGUUAGAGUUCUUCAAAUGUAAAUUACCAUUUUUGUCUAUUCAUGUUAUAUUUUUGCAUAAUUUUUUUUUUUCUUUUGUUAUUUAUACAGUAUGUAAAAGUUUCUAAUUAAAUGCUAUUGUUCCGCUUCAGUAAAGUUCAUGAGGUUGUUGUUGAAAAUAGUAUCAAUUAAUUGUAUUUAAAUAUGAAGCAUUUACACUUGAGAUAAAAGUAUUGGACAUUAUUAGUAUUACCAUUUGUUGUACAUUAUGAAAUAUAUUAUUAUU